AUGGAAGGCUUCGUUAACAAGGCUAAGGAGUUUGCUGGCUCUGACCAGGGUAAGAACCUGCUCAACCAGUUCACUGGCGGCAACAAGAACAACGACGACAACGAUUCUUCGUCGUAUGGCGGCAACAACAAUAACAGCAGUGGUGGCUUUGGAUCGUCGCGACGCAACGACGACGACAGCUAUAACUCAUCAUCGAACAACGACAGCUAUAACUCCUCAUCGAACAAAGACAGCUAUAACUCCUCAUCGAACAACGACAACGACUCCUCAUCCUACGGAUCCUCGGGCCGCAACAACAACAACGAUGACAAUUACGGCGGUGGAAACAACUCGUCUGGCUACGGAUCGUCUGGUCGCAACAAUGAUGACGGCGACAGCUACGGCUCCAGCGGCCGAGCUGGCAACACCAGCAGCGGAUAUGGCAACGACAACGACAACUCUUACGGUUCGUCCGGUGGUCGAAGUGGCAACAGCGGCAGCUUUGGUAGCAGCAACAAGGACGAGGACUCCUAUGGAUCUUCCGGCAACCGUGGCGGCAACAGCGGCUAUGGUAACAACGAUGACAACAACGAUUCUUACGGCUCGUCUGCUCGUGGUGGCAGCGGCGGCUAUGGCGGCAAUAGCGAUUCCUACAGCUCGAGCAACAAUAACAACAACGACUACUAA
Ustilago hordei is the source of this 666-nucleotide messenger RNA. RefSeq lists its product as uncharacterized. The coding region runs from base 1 to 666 and encodes 221 amino acids. The transcript has a single exon. The record is from RefSeq and is a predicted model, not a curated record. Lineage: Eukaryota; Fungi; Basidiomycota; Ustilaginomycetes; Ustilaginales; Ustilaginaceae.